AUGACCUUUUCAUGUAUCGUUAUAUUUUGUCAGAACGGGAAAUUCGCAUUCUCUCACUGCGAGCUCAAACUUGGUCAUAAUGCAGCUAAAGCAGUACGAAACAUCAUCAAGUUGUGGGAUGAUGAUACAGCUACGAAUACCAGUGGUUUACCGCAUUAUGGUGGCAUGGAGUUGAGUCUGGGCGUCGAACUGCAAUGGACAACGGAGGUGCUCUUUCUAGCAGGGUCACAAAAGCUGGUCGCACUGAUUAAUUUGACAACUCCCACUUUCCGACUUCUCAGGAUCGGUAGCUUAGGCGGGGUGGUAAAAACCGCCAACGCAGACUGGGGAUGA
Necator americanus (New World hookworm) is the source of this 333-nucleotide messenger RNA. RefSeq lists its product as uncharacterized. Lineage: Eukaryota; Metazoa; Nematoda; Chromadorea; Rhabditida; Ancylostomatidae. The record is from RefSeq and is a predicted model, not a curated record. Bases 1 to 333 code for a protein of 110 amino acids. The transcript is spliced from 4 exons.